Messenger RNA from Aethina tumida (small hive beetle), 1092 nucleotides. RefSeq names its product serrate RNA effector molecule homolog. Bases 136 to 471 code for a protein of 111 amino acids. Lineage: Eukaryota; Metazoa; Arthropoda; Insecta; Coleoptera; Nitidulidae. The record is from RefSeq and is a predicted model, not a curated record. The transcript has 3 exons.
CCUGGCGUUUCUCUCUAGCGCUUCCUCCUUCUCUUUGUCGUUUCGCUUACAUACGUACGUAGCGUGCACGCUCUCUUCAUUUUUGCCGAUUUUUUUGGGAUAUUCGCCGAAAAAGCACAAAAAAACCAUCGCACAAUGGCCGAUAAAGUAGCUGACGAAAAACCUGUUGAAUCCACCGUUGAGGAAGUGGAGAAGGUAGAAAAGAAGGCCGAAGAAGUGCCUGAAGAAAAGGAGGAGACUAAAGCCGAAAACGGCGACGCCAAAGCCGAAAACGGCGAUUCCGAAGAGAAGGAAGAGCCAAAGGAAAAGGAAGCCGAGAAGAACGGAGACGAAGCCGACUCUGGCGACAAGUGCUGCAUCAAGAGGAAAUCAACCAGCGCUGCUGACGCCAAAGAGGCAGCAGCGGAAGGUGCGACCCCUGAAAAGAAGGCCAAACUGGAUGAAACCACAGAGGCUGAAGUAGUAGCUUAAUCAUGAUUUAGUUUUUAAGUCGCUAUAUGUAUAAUGGUAGGGUAUGAAAAUUUGGUAGGUGCUGGCAACCCUAACAUUGCACAUAUAUUUUUAAAACGUGACACCACUAUUUAUUAGUAAAUUGCAUUUAAUAUUUUCGUUGUUUUGGCACUUGGUUUCCGACGCUCGAAUCGGUGUUCAUAUUUUUUGAAUUUCGUCGAAACUGGUACCAAAAUACUAGAGGUGCGUUUGUGUACUUAAUUUUUUUUUACAUAAUUUUGACUACAUUAGUUUCUCUUCGUAAAAAGUCCAGUGUUGUGUGAAUGUAAUAAUAUAUUAUGGCACACUGUUGCCCAUAGAAGGUUUAUAAAUUCUGUUAAUGUAAAAUGUGGUGAAUCUCUAGGAGCCAGCUCUGCCAUUACCUCACUAACAGUGGUUUCUAAAUGUGUUCAUAUCAAACUUACUAAUUUUGUACUGCCUUUUUUAUACUAAAUUCAUUUAGAUAAAAUAUGUUGUAAAUUUGCCAACUAACAGUAUUUUAUGAUAGUGAAUGAAUUAUUACCUGGUGAAACAUUCUAUUCCAUAUAGUACAAAAUAUUUGUAUUUUUUAAUGGAAUGGCAAUAAAGAGUUAGUUUCCAGUA